Aspergillus mulundensis is the source of this 3246-nucleotide messenger RNA. Its product is annotated as putative plasma membrane H(+)ATPase. The coding region runs from base 1 to 3246 and encodes 1081 amino acids. NCBI's taxonomy places the organism in Eukaryota, Fungi, Ascomycota, Eurotiomycetes, Eurotiales, Aspergillaceae. Gene Ontology annotation, biological process: regulation of intracellular pH; proton export across plasma membrane. The record is from RefSeq and is a predicted model, not a curated record. The transcript has 4 exons. Gene Ontology annotation, molecular function: ATP hydrolysis activity; P-type proton-exporting transporter activity; ATP binding. Gene Ontology annotation, cellular component: plasma membrane.
AUGGCCGAUAAAGGAAAAGGGGCGAAAGGACCCAAGGGGGACAAGGGGGAUAAAGGAGAUAAGGGCGAUAAAGGUGAGAAGGGAGACAAGGGUGAGAGGGGAGAGAAAGGCGACAAAGGUGACAAAGGCGAACCAGGCAUCGGAGGAUCGGGAACCGGAGGAACAGGCAGUUCAGGCAGCGGAGGUAAUGGAGGAAAAGGUAAUGGCGGCGGUGACAAAGGCCAGGAGGAGGGUAUCAAAAUAAUGCCUCCAGCAGCUCCUCCAACAGAAGGUCGGACCUCCGGUUCUCACGAAAGGCGAGCCUCCAGACGCGUAUCCCGUUCUUCCGCCAAGGUAGAAGAUUAUGCGAAUCUUGAUGAGUAUGGUAAGCUCGUCAAGUACAUCUCAACCUUCCGCGAUAAAGGCGAAGAAGAGGGCGAGGGUAACUUCGAGGAGAAACGAGUCUGGUACGCACCCUGGAAGAAACGCAAGAUUCGCCUCAAGGAGACAGAUGAAGAGCCCGGAAAAUAUCCUGAGGACUGGCUCGUCACGGAUAUCCAACAGGGUCUAUCCACGGCCGAAGUGCACAACAGGCGACGGCGGUCUGGGUGGAACGAACUGGUUUCUGAAAAAACAAACCCGUUUGCUAAAGUGCUGUCAUAUUUUAGGGGACCUAUUCUAUACAUCAUGGAGCUUGCUGUUCUUCUUGCCGCGGGCUUGGAGGAUUGGAUUGACUUUGGUGUCAUUAUUGGUAUCCUGUGCCUGAACGCUGCGGUUGGAUGGUAUCAAGAGAAACAAGCCGAAGAUGUGGUUGCUAGUCUCAAAGGAGAUAUUGCCUUGAGGGCCAAUGUCAUACGUGACGGGGAGCAACAGGAAAUUUUGGCCCGCGAGCUCGUGCCUGGAGACGUCAUUAUCGUUGCGGACGGCCAGGUUGUUCCUGCAGACUCAAAGGUUGUUUGUGACUACAAUGAUCCCAAUGGCUUUGAGGAGUUCAAGCUGCAGCUCGAGCGUGGUGAUCUCAGCAGCACCUCCGAGUCCGACAUGGAGGAUGACGAUGAGAAAGCUGAGCAGAAAAAACCUGCCAGGAAGCGUGGAUACCCAAUUCUAGCAUGUGAUCACUCUGCUAUCACGGGCGAGUCCCUAGCAGUAGACCGCUAUAUGGGCGGAAUGAUAUUCUACACUACUGGCUGCAAGAGAGGCAGAGCGUAUGCCAUAGUCCAGACUGGGGCAAAGACCUCGUUCGUGGGCCGCACAGCCACCAUGGUUCAGUCGGCAACAGGUGCAGGGCAUUUCGAAAUUGUCAUGGAUAACAUUGGUACAUCAUUGUUAAUACUCGUCAUGGCGUGGAUCCUUGCCGCGUGGAUUGGUGGCUUCUUUCGGCAUCUGCCCAUUGCCUCCCCUCGCCAGCAGACGCUGCUUCAUUACACACUCUCCUUGCUCAUUAUCGGUGUUCCUGUUGGUCUUCCUGUCGUGACGACGACUACGAUGGCCGUAGGAGCAGCGUACUUGGCGAAGAAGAAGGCUAUUGUGCAGAAACUCACUGCUAUUGAAUCGCUUGCUGGAGUCGAUAUUUUGUGUUCUGACAAAACCGGAACGCUGACCGCAAACAAAUUAAGCAUCCGCGAUCCGUACGUAGCGGAAGGUGUUGAUAUUGACUGGCUAUUUGCGGUGGCCGCGCUUGCGUCUUCUCACAAUAUCGAUUCCCUCGACCCUAUUGAUAAGGUAACACUUCUUACUCUCCGGUCAUAUCCCGGAGCACGCGAGAUCCUGAGGAGGGGCUGGGUUACAGAGAAAUUUACACCAUUUGACCCUGUUUCCAAACGUAUCGUGUCCGUGGUCACCUGCGAUGGGGUUAGGUACACCUGUACGAAAGGCGCGCCAAAAGCGGUUCUCCAACUCUCCAACUGCGCAAAAGAGACCGCCGAUCUCUACAAGGAAAAGGCGCAGGAAUUUGCACACCGAGGCUUUCGGUCUUUGGGCGUUGCUGUUCAACGUGAAGGGGAAGACUGGACGCUCUUGGGUAUGCUUCCAAUGUUUGACCCGCCCCGAGAAGAUACAGCACACACGAUUCGGGAAUCACAAAAUCUAGGGAUCAGCGUGAAGAUGCUUACAGGAGACGCCUUAGCAAUUGCUAAAGAGACCUGCAAAAUGCUUGCGUUGGGGACAAAAGUGUACAACUCGGACAAGUUGAUUCAUGGCGGCCUGAGUGGCGUAAUGGCUGGUGAUCUAGUUGAGAAAGCAGACGGCUUUGCAGAGGUAUUCCCGGAACACAAAUAUCAAGUGGUUCAAAUGCUUCAAGAACGAGGCCAUCUCACGGCCAUGACCGGGGAUGGAGUCAACGACGCACCGUCAUUGAAGAAAGCAGAUUGCGGCAUCGCAGUUGAAGGGGCCUCUGAGGCAGCACAGUCAGCAGCAGACAUUGUCUUCUUGGAGCCAGGGCUGUCAACGAUUAUUGACUCGAUCAAGAUGGCACGGCAGAUUUUCCAGCGGAUGAAGGCAUAUAUCCAAUACCGCAUUGCCCUUUGCCUGCAUUUGGAAAUCUACUUGGUGACAUCAAUGAUCAUUAUCAAUGAAAGUAUUCGCGUGGAGCUCAUCGUCUUUCUGGCUCUGUUCGCCGACCUGGCGACGGUUGCGGUUGCAUAUGAUAACGCAUCGUUCGAACUUCGACCCGUGGAAUGGCAACUCCCCAAGAUCUGGUUCAUUUCUGUUCUUCUCGGCGUCCUCCUUGCACUGGGAACUUGGGUGAUUCGGGGCACAAUGUUCCUACCCUCUGGCGGCAUUGUUCAGAACUGGGGUUCUAUUCAAGAAAUUCUGUUCCUUGAGGUUGCCCUCACAGAAAAUUGGCUGAUCUUCGUCACGCGCGGCAUAGAUACCUGGCCAUCUAUCCAUUUAGUGACAGCCAUCCUAGGUGUCGACGCUCUUGCAACAAUCUUCUGUCUGUUUGGAUGGUUCAGCAACGAAACCAUGCCCACGAACCCGGCAACGUCCUUUGUCGAGACCACCAACGGCUGGACAGAUAUCGUGACCGUCGUCCGAGUCUGGGGUUACUCGCUGGGCGUGGAGAUCGUGAUUGCGCUUGUAUACUUCAUGCUCAACAAGUUCAAAUGGCUUGAUGAUCUGGGUCGGGCGAAGCGUGACAAGGGCGAUUUGAAAAUCGAGAACCUGUUGGGUCACCUUGCACGCUUGACGGUUGAGUAUGAGGUGCCUGGCCAGCCGAAGGGACGGUUCUUCUUGGCUACAAGUAAGGAGGAAGAGGAGGCUGAGUAG